ACGAUCAUCAACAACAAAACCUAUAUCAUCAGCUGCUAUUGCUGCACGUUUAUCACGUUUAGCAAAUCAACGUAUGGAUUCAAAUCGUUUUUUAAUUUGUUCAGGAACAAAUUCAUAUAAUACAAUACGUAAAACAAAACAUGAAGUACGACGUUUUGCAUUGUAUUUAGAAGAUACAUUUAAUGAAAAAUGUUCUAUUGAUGAAUUAAAACCUGAACAAUUAUGUACAUAUUUAAAACAUUAUUUUGGUAAUGUUCGUAAAGCUGAUAAUACUGAAUAUGAACCUGAUACAUUAAGAAGUUUUAUGUUAUCAAUUGAACGUUAUUUAAAAUCUCGUAAAUAUUCAUAUAAUAUACUUGAAUCUCCUGUAUUUGCUCCAUGUCGUGAAGUUAUACAAGAAAAACGUGAUACAUGGGCUAAACCAAUAAAAAAUAUAAGUAAUUCAAAAGUUGAAGCAUUUACAUCUGAACAUGAAUUAUUACUUCGUCAAAUGAAUAUUAUAACACGUGAAACACCUGAUGGUUUAUUACUUGAAUUAUUAAUAAAUAAUUCAAAAUAUUUUGAUCAACGUGGUAAUGAAUCAACAAUAAAUCGUUCAUUAUUAUGGGGUGAUUUACAAAUUAAAAUUGAUUCAACAACAUCAAAUGAAUAUGUUGAAUAUAAACGUUCAACAACUAAUUUACGUGCAUAUGCUAAUCCAUUACAACCAAAUCAAUGUCCUGUUGCUAGUUUACGUCUUUUCACUUAUCAUCGACCAACACAAUGUUCAAAUGCAGAUGCACCAUAUUAUCUUGUACCACGUACAUCAACCGAUCAACGUGUUUGGUAUAAAACAAUACGUGCUGGACGUCAUAGAUUAGAUUUAUUAAUACAACAAGCUAUGCAAAAAGCUGGUAUUAAUGGAAAAUUUUCUUGUAUGAGUUUAAGAAAAGGUAAAAUAAAAGGUUUACUUAUGCCAUCAAUAAAUUCUGAAUUACUUGAUUUAUCAUCAAAUCAUACAAAAAAAUUUAAACGAGAACAAAUUUUAUCAACAUCAUCAUCAUCAACAUCAACAGUUAUAAUUAAACCAAUUGAUACAAUACUUCCACUUCAACCACAAUCAGAAAAUCAUCAUGAUGAUCUACCUUCACCAAUAUCAAUAUCAAUAAGUAAUAAACGUAAAUUAACAUCAAAUGAUACAUUUCAUGCAUUAUAUGCAGCAGCACAUUUAAAAUCAUCACGACAAUCAAAAAUAAAUCUUUUAAGAAAAUAUCUUGAAGAAACACUUGGUCUUGUUGAAUUUCUUACUUUAUAUGAAUAUUUAAGUAGAAAUUCAUAUAUUAAAUUACAAGGUACACCUAUUGAACAUUAUGAACAUAUUUUACCUGUUUUACUUACAUUACUUAUGCUAGAAAAUACAGCAUAA
Messenger RNA from Rotaria sordida, 1405 nucleotides. The record is from the annotation of a GenBank genome assembly. NCBI's taxonomy places the organism in Eukaryota, Metazoa, Rotifera, Eurotatoria, Philodinida, Philodinidae.